Messenger RNA from Recurvomyces mirabilis, 1287 nucleotides. RefSeq lists its product as uncharacterized. Bases 1 to 1287 code for a protein of 428 amino acids. Gene Ontology annotation, cellular component: Rpd3L complex; cytosol. Lineage: Eukaryota; Fungi; Ascomycota; Dothideomycetes; Mycosphaerellales; Teratosphaeriaceae. The transcript has 2 exons. Gene Ontology annotation, biological process: negative regulation of silent mating-type cassette heterochromatin formation; negative regulation of rDNA heterochromatin formation. The record is from RefSeq and is a predicted model, not a curated record.
AUGGCGGCCUCACAGAUAGCCAUAGCAGAAACCAUCCGCGGCAUGAAACUUGCCCUCCGUCGCAAACGAGCAACCUCACCCGCACGCUCGCUCGCUUCCUCCGAAGACGACGCAGACGACACCCACACCCACGCCAAUCGCGGCAACAAGCUACGCUCCAGCGCACAGUAUGCUCAAGAGGGCCGUCUGGACACUACAGGUGGCCAGGCGCGAUAUAAGCGCAAGGUCCAGCACGCCGGCCGCGAACGCUGCAUUAUCAAGAAACGCCCACGCCUCUACGAUGAAGACGGCGAUGUGGUGGAUCCGGCCGAUAUCCCUAGUGAUGUUGAGGAGGCCGAGUUCGGGGAGGCGGUCGAGGAGGAUCCGUUUGGGAACGUGCAGUUGCAUCAUUUGCUGCGCCCACUGACGAGCGCGGCAGAGUUGUGCGAGCAUCCGAGUCUGAGUCAGGGAUUUACUGAUGAAGCUUUACUUGACGGAGAGGAGGAGACGGUAGAUCAGACUGGCCUUGCGGACGGCUUCGGUGAAGUAGAUGCGCUGCUGCGAAUGGGUAGGCAAGUGGAUUCGGAAAGUGGAGAGGGAAUGGAGGGAGUACAAAUACAAGACCACGUUGAACCGACGACAUAUACCACAGCGGAUGCUCAGAAUGGCGAAGCUAUUGUUAGUGCUGAGGCAAUGACAAACGGCGAGCCAACCAAUCCAACAAUCGACUCCCUCGCAGUUCCGGACAACGAAGACCAAUCCUCCAACUCCGGCGCCUCCAAUCCCUCCGGCGCACCCUCCCACAGCAUGACCACCCGCGCGCGUGCUCGGAGCCCGCAACUCCCCAUCUCACCUUCGCCAUCACCCAGCGACAGCGCAAGCAUACCAGCCAUACAUCCCUGGUUCCUCCCCUCCUCGAACCCUAUAACCCUCCACCCCAACCCCUUACUUCGCGGCCCCGAAGCAGAAGAAACACUAAAAAUGCUCCUCCUCUAUAUCCAGAAGACAGAAAAUAUCCUCCGACAUCUGGAGACUCUCUAUACCGGCUUAGCGCGAGUAGAGAGACAGAGGAAAGAUGUGUGGAAAGCUUGUAAAGCUGAGAGACACGUAGUGGGUGAUGGCAAGGGAGGCGUGGUGACCGAGAUGAGCGAUGGCGAGGAUUGGGUGGAUGUGGAGGAGUGGGGAAUUAGUGGUGUCUACUUGGCGGAGGGGGGUGGAUUGGAGAAGGGGAAGGAUGAGGUUGAUGAUGUGGCUGAGGAGGAGGGGAGACGAGUUGGUGGGAGGAGGAGGAGGGUGGUCGGGAGAUGA